AUGACUUCCACAACACAACCGAAGUGGACGCGACUACCGAUACGCACGCGACCUCAUCGUAACCCACUCGCAGAAAAUAGUGAUAACCAUCCGGAUUGCCCAGCAGAACUUCAGGAACAAUGCACCACGCUUUUCCCGGGAAUGGACAACCCGGUGAUUACUCUCGUUGAUGUCGGUUGUGCCUUUGGUGGAAUGCUCUUUUCACUCGCACCGGAUUUCCCUGACAUGUGUAUGUUGGGGCUUGAGAUACGUCCAAAGGUUGUGGAGUUUGCGCAGAAUAAAGUAAUGAAACUGCGCGAGGGGGCGGCAACCGAUGGCACUUCGCACCACUACCGUAAUGUGUGGUUUGAACAACUCAAUGUUAUGAAGUUUGGAUCGAACUGCUUCAACAAGGGGCAACUUCAGGCCCUUUUCUUCUGCUACCCGGACCCACACUGGAAACGGAAGAACGUCCGCCGGCGCAUUAUUUCCCCUGGGCUUGUGCAAGAAUAUGCCUAUUGGCUGAAAGUUGGCGGUUUUCUCUUUACAGUGUCAGAUGUUGAGGAGUUGGAGCGAUGGAUGGUCACAUGCCUUGACGGCUGCCCACUGUUUCGGCAGCUGAGCCAAGAAGAGCUGGCGGGAAAUGAAAUGGUCCGAAAGAUGUUGGACUACGCUGCGAACAGCAGUGAAGACGCCCAAAGAACAACAAGGAAGGGUCUCCAGAAACAUUAUGCGGUGCACGUGCGGGUGCCAUAA
This is a messenger RNA of Trypanosoma brucei brucei TREU927, 735 nucleotides long. RefSeq names its product tRNA (guanine-N(7)-)-methyltransferase, putative. Bases 1 to 735 code for a protein of 244 amino acids. NCBI's taxonomy places the organism in Eukaryota, Euglenozoa, Kinetoplastea, Trypanosomatida, Trypanosomatidae. Gene Ontology annotation, molecular function: tRNA (guanine(46)-N7)-methyltransferase activity. The record is from RefSeq and is a predicted model, not a curated record. Gene Ontology annotation, biological process: RNA (guanine-N7)-methylation; tRNA methylation. The transcript has a single exon. Gene Ontology annotation, cellular component: tRNA methyltransferase complex.